GUAAGGUGUGUGAGCUCAUAUAAGGGACAGCGUGUGUUCGCUUCAGCAUCCUCUUUGCUGCCUGCUGCUGAUUUUUUACAGAACGAACUCAAGACUUUUCCACUGCACAAACAGUAAACAAAUGGCUCUGAUGAUGUUUGUCCUCCUGCCGCUGACAGGUUUUUUCUUUUUGCUUUCUCCAGUGUUCGGCUCAGAAUCCAGCGUGGCGUACCCGGUGACCUGUGUGACUCGUGGCACCGACCUCCCCCAGGACCAGGAGGUGGUUCUGUGUCCGUCUGGCUGCACAGACCCCCGAUGGGGCCUGUCUGUGUUUGGGACCGGCGUAUACGCGUCCGUCUCCUCUGUCUGUGGCGCCGCUGUGCACAGGGGACUGUUGACUCAAUCUGGCGGAAAGGUCAAAGUUAAGAUGCUGCAAGGACGAAACAACUACGUGGCCUCCUAUGUCAACGGCAUCCAAUCACAGCCUUUAUCCUACUGGGCCACCUCUUUCAGCCUCACCAAAGCUGAUAAUGUUGCACUGGAGGUGAUUGGGCAGACCAACACAACAGCAAUCGCAGAACCAGUGAAGAAAAAUAUGAAGAAAUCUUCGGUGAAGAAAGCUCUGACAGGAGGAAACAAAGACUGUCAAAUGGACAUCAUUAUAGUGAUGGACAGCAGCAAAAAUAUUGGGCGGCGACGCUUCAACCUGCAGAAGAACUUUGUCUCUAAACUCACCACCAUGUUGAAAAUUGGACCAAUUGGACCACACGUUGGAGUGGUGCAGGCCAGUGACUCUCCAAAGAUAGAGUUCCUUUUGCCCAAUUACACGCAACCUAAAGAGCUGCUGUUUGCCAUCAAGGAGCUGGCAUUCCUGGGAGGAGACACAAACACUGGUAAAGCCAUCAUGCAGACAGCAGAGGACUUUUUCAUCCAAGAAAACGGGGGCAGGCGAGGUCACCCUCGUGUGAUGCUGGUGCUGGUUGACGGCUGGCCAUCGGACGACUUGGAGCAGGCAGCCAUGUUUGCCAGAGAGUCUGGAGUAAAUGUGUUCCUCGUGUCAGUGGCCAAGCCGACAACUGAUGAGCUCGCCAUGGUUCGAGACAAAGACUUCAUGAACAAGGCGGUGUGUAAAGAUAACGGUUUCUUCAGCUACGUGAUCUCCAGCUGGUUCAGCACCACCAAACACGUGAAACCUUUGGCUCAACGCCUCUGCUCGCUGGACGCCAUGCUGUGCAGUAAGACGUGCUACAACUCUGUCAACAUCGGCUUCCUCAUUGACGGGUCAUCCAGCGUUGGUGUGGACAACUUCCGGAUGGUCCUGGAUUUCCUGGCAGGAAUUGCCAGGAGCUUUGAGAUCUCCGACAUGGGAGCUCGCAUUGGCGCAGUGCAGUUCACGUACGAGCAGCGGCUGGAGUUUGGUCUGUUUGAUCACUUCAACAAAGAACAAGCCAUCAACUCUCUGAGGAGGAUUUCUUACAUGAACGGAGGAACAGCCACUGGAGCCGCCAUCACCUACGCUGCCCAGAACCUGUUCAGGCGGUCUGGACCUGGUCGUAACUUCCUCAUCCUGGUGACAGACGGCCAGUCGUAUGAUGACGUCACCCAGCCGGCGUUGGCUGCACACAAACAAGGCAUCACCAUCUACUCUGUGGGUGUGGCUUGGGCGCACAGGGAUGACCUCAGGUCAAUGGCGUCAGAGCCAAAAGAAAGCCACUAUUACUUCACCCGAGAGUUCAGUGGCCUCAGCGAGUUCAUCCAGCCGCUGGUUAGAGGCAUCUGCCGAGACUUCACCGAGGCCAACUAAUAGACACACACACACACACACACACACACAUCAAAUCUCAUUCACCCGGUGAAUUUAUUGACCCGGUGUUCAGCAGAAUCAACAUCAAAUCUGCUAUACUGACUGAAGUUA
Thalassophryne amazonica is the source of this 1894-nucleotide messenger RNA. It is a transcript of the gene coch, whose product is annotated as coagulation factor C homolog, cochlin (Limulus polyphemus). Lineage: Eukaryota; Metazoa; Chordata; Actinopteri; Batrachoidiformes; Batrachoididae. The record is from RefSeq and is a predicted model, not a curated record.